This is a messenger RNA of Exserohilum turcica Et28A, 2241 nucleotides long. RefSeq lists its product as uncharacterized. The transcript has 3 exons. The coding region runs from base 289 to 2241 and encodes 650 amino acids. The record is from RefSeq and is a predicted model, not a curated record. NCBI's taxonomy places the organism in Eukaryota, Fungi, Ascomycota, Dothideomycetes, Pleosporales, Pleosporaceae.
UUAGCGUGUGUGGCAACACAUCUAGCGCCGAAUUGGCGUCUACGUGUGCGCACUGAUUCAUCUCGGUUUCAUCGCGCCAUCUGUCCUGGACUUGCGCAGCCUGAUUGCGUGUAGAGGGCGGAGUAUCCGCGCACGUUCGAAGGUCGGGCUUGCGAGUGAAUUUGGCCAAAAGACGAGUAAGAGAAGGUUAUUUGAGAGAAGAGAAUAUCAAGGAAGCCUGCUACAGCCCUGUUUGUUGAAGCAAGAUUUGCAACCGCCAAUCGCAUUGUUACCAGGAUAUCAACAGCCAUGGAUUCUACGGGCUUGUCUUUUGAGGCCAAGAUUGCCAUGGCUUUGGGCGGGUCGAAUUGGCAAAGUCUACAGAAUGCAAGUACCGUGGCGCCCGGCGGCGUAGUGCAGAACACCGCUGCGGAUGAGCAUGAAAUUGAGGAAAAAGACAAAGAUGGUAACAACGGAGUUCCUUUAAACAACAAGGAUGCCGGUCCGGGCGUGCCACAAGAAGAGGUAGUAGAUCCAGUUAUACUUGGCAAACGCAAGAGGAAAAUGGAGCGUUUUGAGCAGAGCGUUGCGAGGGAUGCAGGCGAGGUCGUUGAGACAAUCACGGCGGAUUCUCUCGUACCUGUACCGCAAAGCGUGGUUUGGGAUCAAGAUCCCGAGCUUCUUUGCUGCUACAACUGGCAGGCUUCUACCAAUGGCACCAACACCAUAUUCGUUCCCGGCGAGCCAGCAAAAUGGCACCAACCCAGUCUGCCCCACACGCUGGAGCGAGACAGCGGGUUCCAGUAUUCCGACUACAACUACGCGCGGCAGCCUCGAAACCCGUAUUCGCCCAUGUUCCGCGCGCUCAGCAUCAUGAACCCCCGGUACAACUUCCACGACGUGGACGUGCUCGCCGACCGCAACAAUCUGCGUGUGCUCCUUGAAUUCGUGCAGGGCAAGUCCAACGGGCCGUUUCGCCUGAACCUGUACCUCGUGUUCAACACGCUGGUGAUUGUGCGGCGCGAGGCGCGCUGGUGGAAGCAUUCGGACGGCCAAAGCUACGGCAUCAAUUUCGAGCGCGACUUUACAACAACACGGCCAGACAUGCAGGAUGCCACGAGCCACUACCGCGCAAUCCGGUACAAAAUGGGACCGCUAAACGUGGUAUGUCGCUUCGAAGCCGACGCCUACGACGACGGCGACAUGGCGCCCGACACCCUCUCCGAAGCCGAAGCCAAAGCCGUCACCGGCGGCCUAGCUACAAAACCCAUAUUCAACUACUCGGCUCCCAUCCGCGUGCUGCAAAAAGGACACGUGGUCCCCACGGCGCAAAUGCUCGAGCUCAAAACACAAGCAUACCACCCCGAGAACAGCACUGCCGUGCAAUGCCAAGACCAGCUGUGGUUCGGCCGCACACGCCUCCUGUUCACGGCGCCCUACACCAAAGACACGGGCGCCGUGUCGCGCAUCAAAAAGGAAGAUGCGGCAGAGCGCGUGGCGAAAUGGGAGUCUACCCAGCAAGAAGCCCUGCGCAAACUCGUCGCGCUGCUAGCCCAUGUCCGCGCGGUGCUGCAUCGCGAACGCAGACCAAAUCGCGCCGCUGUACUGGUUAGAGAGGCAAAGAGCGGCCCGAUUGUCCUGCGUACCCUCCAGGAGAGAAGUACGGCUGUGGAUUGGGAGACUCGCGAGACCUUCUGGCCUAUGCAUGCGCAGCACCCGGGGGGGUAUCAGCGGCGUGGUGACGGAGGAGGAGGAGGAGGAGGAGGGGGUAGCCCUGGUACUGGUACUGGUACUGCUGGUUACGGGAGACCGCCAUCUCAUGCACCCCCCCGUGGACGUGGUGCUCGCAGCGGUGCAAAUAUGCCGGCGCCGGUGCCGCAGUCGAGCAGAGCCAACUUUUCGUCUUCUUCUUCUUCUUCUUCUUCUUCUUCUUCCUCUGCUCGUGGACCCGCGCACUUGGUUCCGUCGCAGGUUCAUCAUCAUGCUCAGCAUCAGCAUCACCAUCAUCAUCAUCAGCAUCAGCAUCAGCAGCAUCACCAUCCACAGAGUCGGCGUCACAGCCACCAGCAACCGGAUACCGCUAGUGCAUCGAAUACCCAUCACAGGACUCCUGCUGAGCAACGCCGAGGUCCAGCACCAGCUUCAGGUUCUGGUUCUGGUUCAAGUCGAAGCCGGGGAAGAGGAGGGAGAAAUCCUGAUUACAAUCGGAGUAGUGGCAGUGGUGGUGCUCCUGGUGGUGGUGGUGGAGCUGCUUUGCAUUGA